Messenger RNA from Brassica napus (rape), 3072 nucleotides. RefSeq lists its product as uncharacterized. Lineage: Eukaryota; Viridiplantae; Streptophyta; Magnoliopsida; Brassicales; Brassicaceae. Bases 1511 to 2848 code for a protein of 445 amino acids. The transcript has 10 exons. The record is from RefSeq and is a predicted model, not a curated record.
CAACUUUCAUAAAAUCGGCAACACUUUACGAAAUAACUUUCAUAAAAUUAAACUUUACAACACUUUACAAAACAACUUUAGUAAAAUUAAACUCUACAACAUUUUACGAAACAGCUUUCGUAAAAUUAAACUUGACAACAUUUUACGAAACAAAUUUUGUUAAGUUAAACUCAACUACAUUUUACGAAACAUCUUUCGUAAAAUUGAACAGGACAACAUUUUACUGAAAUCAUUCGUAACAAAAGUAUUUUACGAUACAACUUUCGGAGAACAAAAUUGACAACAUCUGCAAAAUAACUCUCGCAAAUAAAACUCAAAACACAAUUUGACGACUUUCGGAAAAUCAAACAAGAUCGUAAAAAAUGAUCAAUGGAAAACAAAGGGCUAGAACAGGACCAGUUCGCCCGCAAUUUGAAGAGCUGAGCCCUUCGUCGCCCACAUGACAGCAUGACCUUGCUGCUUCUUCCUCUUCUUCCACUUCACUUUUCCUCGAGUUGUCGACCGCUCUUCCUCACUUUGUCUCAAUGCUUUCGUAAAUGUUCCAUUUAUACAAAGGACGUAAUCAAGUUUUACGAGAUUCUAUCAUGUUGAGUCGAAAACUGCUACUCAUACACAUUUGAUAGAGCUUUCAACAAUAUAUGAAGUGCACUUGAUCAUUUUCUUAAAACCAACAAUAAAAAGAAACAAGAACAUAAACUUAGAACGGAGAAUUGGAAUCCUCCCUCACGUUGUUGAUGCGCUCGUUAGAGUUUCGUUAACGACCAAAUCAUACGAGAAUUAGAAUCGGGCUUUGCGAAGUUCCGCAACAUUGAGUCGAAAAUGGUGAUAGUUUUUGUUAGUUCAGUUAACUAUGAUCAUAGUGAAUAAUAUAAUGCAAAAUAAAAAACUUUAGAGGUUGAAUUCAAAGCUGCAAAUUUGGAGAGAAUACAUUCAAAUAUUAAAUUUAAAGUUUAGAAAGUUCAAAUAUAAUUUUUUUUGGGAGAUGCUCUAACGGAAAGAGUAGCAUAUUGACUUUGUUUGUCUGUCUAAGUUUUUUUCUAUUUGUUUCUUUUUUUUUUUCUGUUGUCUGUUUUUGCUUAUAUUAUUAUUGUGUGAGGAAUAGGUCACCCUCUUUUGUACUUUUGCACAAAAAGAAAAGAUAUUUUUUCGGGAAAAAAAAAUAAUUUGUAAAUUGGGUGUUUGUUGUUUGGUAGGCGACAUGUUUUUACUUCGUCUACUAUUUUCAUUGUUGUUUUUUUCUGAAACUACUAUUGUUAUUGUUUCCCAAUCACUUAAUUAAUUAAUAAAACUUGGAAAAAAAAGAAUGCCUUCAAACAGUGAUCGCCUCUUUAUGUGGUUCUGUUAGAUACCAAACCCAAUCACUCGCAUUUUCAUCUUAGCAUCUCUCUAAAUUCCUGCUUUUUAUAGCAUCUUCUCUCCCCCCAUACCAAUCACUAACCUCAUUAUUAUUUGUUUAGAUUCAAGCAGAUUUUAAUUAGCGGGUUUAAAGACAAAAUUCUGUAGCAAGAGAAUGCCUUCAAACAGUGAUCGCCUCUUUUUCUUUUCAGCUUCUUCCCUUACAUCUUCGUCAUCUUCUUCUCAGCUAAGCACUCCAAGUGAAUGUCAAAAUGGGUCUUCUCGAACCAUAUCGAAAUCUCCUCUCUGGGAUGUGGAGAAGGCCAAGUGCAGCUUCGGUUUCUCAAAGCCUAAGUCUAGCGAAGAACUGAAGGAAGAGAUAGCCGAGCUUGAGAAAGAGAUCUUACAGUUAGAGCGGUACCUUCUCUCGCUCUACAGAACAUCGUUUGGAGAUCAUUUGCAUGCAUUCAUGUUACGAGAUGAUUCUGCGCUUCCUCCACCAAAGCCAAACACGACUAAAUUUCAAAAUGACAGAGUCACUUCUGUGUCUGAUACAUCUCUCUCGUCUAGCGUCAAACCGUUGUCUGAAUCGGACAAUAAACAAAGAUCAGAGUUCAGCAACCCGAGUUUGGCAGAUCUUCUUGGUCUUAACACUCUCAGUUCCAAUAAACUCUCUGAAGAGAUUGUGAGACUUAUCUGUGUAAUAAUCAUCAAACUCUCAGACAAGGGACAAAGGAGAUUUGUCAAGAAUGAAAAAUAUGGAGAAGAACUUGGAGUUGUUAUCAAUACACUUUGCCUAAAUGAGGUCAAUUUGAAGUCCGUAGAGAGUUUUCUUCAGAAAUUCAGAUCAUUGGUUCAAAAGCUUGAGAAAGUUGAUCCAACAAGUAUGGCUCGGGAGGAGAAGCUUGCAUUCUGGAUCAAUAUUCAUAAUGCUCUGGUGAUGCACGCGUAUAUACUAUAUGGGACUGGUGAAGAUAUAACAAGCACAAAGGUCUUAAUGGCAGCAUUUAACAUAGGUGGGGAGUGGGUAAACGUAUACGAUGUCCAGAGUUCUAUUUUAGGAAUUCGUGCAAGCUAUUCACCAACACGUGUAUGGACGUUGUUUUCACCGGCUAGGAGUUCAAAGACAAGUAGGAGUCACACAUAUGCGUUGGAGUAUGCCGAGCCACUUCUUCAUUUUGCCCUUUCAACUGGAACGUUAACUGAUCCAAUGGUUCGAGUUUAUACAGCGGAAGGAAUACUCCAAGAACUUAGGCAAGCAAGAGACAGUUUCAUACAAACAAGUGUUGGAUUUGAAAAGGAGACAUGGAUUCUAUUGCCAAAGAUCAUUUACAACUACGCAAAUGACACUUCUCUGGACAUGGCUGAACUUUUCAAUACAAUAUCAGGGUGCCUAACAGAGACACAAAGAACACAAAUGAAAAGGGCUGUGAAAAAAAAGCAAGAUAGAUGCAUUCACUGGAUGAAGCAUGAUUCCGACUUCCGUUAUAUUAUCCAUUGUGGGAAUACGUAAGAGAUAGUCUAGGAAUCUGAACUCAUAUCUUUUGUAUCUAUAAUCGUUCCAUGUUCUUGUUUUACUACAAAAAGUUGUCUGCAUCACUUAUUUUAUAUAUGUGCAUUAUUAAUUUAUCAAUGAUGCAACCAAAAUUUGCAUCACCUAAAAUGAUUAUGAAAGUGAUGAUGUAAAUAUUUUACAACAAUUUAAGUAAAUGAUGCACAUAUUUAUAUGUUUUUGUU